This is a messenger RNA of Alosa alosa (allis shad), 5028 nucleotides long. RefSeq lists its product as uncharacterized. The transcript has 11 exons. The record is from RefSeq and is a predicted model, not a curated record. Bases 52 to 4839 code for a protein of 1595 amino acids. Lineage: Eukaryota; Metazoa; Chordata; Actinopteri; Clupeiformes; Clupeidae.
GGUUGCCAUACAUUAUUCCGAGAUGCCAAGGGGAGACUAGAGGAUGACAUCAUGGAGAAAAGUGGUCACCACACAGUGGCAACACUAGACAGGUCUGGAACUGCAUCUGCCACCAGAUGGGCUACUAAUGAAGCCUCCAGUGGCUGGCCAGACCUGGACAAAAUGAACGUCUCCCCCGUGAUCCACCACCUUGUGGAAAACAUGUCAGAAGAGCAAUGGAAAGUUGUCCACAAGACAUUGUGUGAACCUAAAGCCAUGCCUGAACUUGGACAUAUGUGUUCAAACAUAGUCAAGGCAGUAACCCAGACAACCAGUCAACACCUCCUUCCGGCUCUCAGCAAGAUGCUGGGCAUGCCUGUGCGGUCUCUGAUUCAGUCAGGAAUGGCUAAACCAAGUAAACCUUCACACUGGUCCCAGAUUGCUCAAUACCAGACAACUCUGUGCGAGUUGUUUGGAAUCACUGAGGAUUCCAUUUGCCAGAAUCUCCGUGAUUGCCGUCACCAGUGUGAGCGGGACGUUGUUGGACUGGUGUUUUGGCACGUGAACUCGGUCAUUAACUUGGCUCUCAAACAGCACAUCCUGAAAGGAGGAAGACCGCCUGAGUUCAGCAUAAAAGAAUCAACUAUCAAGACCGCAAAGGACCUGGUGCGUGCUGUGUCUACCCAGGUCAAUAGCACAUCUGCAGACAGGUCCUCAUCAAUGACACAGGUUUCAUCACUUGAAAAAGACUCCGUCACUAACUCUGGUCUGAUAUCGGUAACGAGAACCAUCAUCAAUGCCAUCACGGAUCACAUGAACAACUGCUUGGAUGGAGAGGAACUGAAGCAGGUGGGGGAGAUUAUCUCUGCUGUGGCUGAGAGGGUCAACAUGCUGGCAUCCCAGAAUGCAUUUCUGGAGAGUCCUCUUUGCAGCGGCCUUCCCAAACUCACUCAAGAUCAGUUGGUUGAUGGCGAGGAUUUUCUUCGAUCUCGAAACCUGCAAAAACUGUCCACUGACAAAUUCCAUGCAAAAGCAACUAAGGCAGUAAGUGAUGUCCUCAUGAAAAACUUAAAUUGUCUGCCUAGCAGAGGAGCUUCCAGCGUGCAAUGUCAUUGCGUAGCAAAGUGCAAUCAUCUCUCGCCAUCUUGUCGCUCUGUAGAUCAGGAUGCAUCAGCUGUACUUGAGACAUUUAUUAAGGAGAUUAAAAACCUUGCCCAGUACACACACUGUACAACUGAAGCAGAGGAUGGGAAUAAACCAACUCAGGAUACCCACAAUCAUUAUGCAGCAUCUCGCAGUAAUGACAGAAGCAAGGCCAUAGCUGCAGCCCAUAUGAUGUUCUACAAAGUGCAGAUGAAACUAAUGGAGCUUUAUUCCCAGCCAUCACUGAAAAAGAGCUGUGCUUCACUUGCUGGUACAGAGGACGCAUCAGUCAUUGAUCAGUUGUAUCAGCUUCAGGUUGACUCAGCCACAAGGGAUGUGGUGAAGGAGAUACUGAACACCUUGAAUGACAAGGAUUUGGAUGAAGAAAGUUCCAGCAACUUGGAGUGCAGCUCUUCACAGGUGUCUAUGGAGGCACGUGAGUUUGUUGACGGCAUCAUGAAACAGCUUGAGAACUUCACUGGUUCCACCUCUGAAGAAUCCACAAAUUCACUUGCAUCGUCAGAGCAGGAUUUCUCUGUGAAAAGUUCACAGGUGAGCAGGGUCAGCAGCAAAUACUCUGAGAUCUGUGUUUCGAACCUUCAGGUGCUCAUGUGCGAGAAGUUUUUGACUGAGGCCUCAAAAACCGUGAGUAAAACGCUGUUGAAGUCCAUUGGAAGCCAGAGUUCUUCAUCUUUCAGCAGUCAGAAGCUACAAUCUGAUGCAUCUGGUUUACCUGAGGAACCUAAGAAUAUUGAUCUGGCAGCCUUCGAUAUCACUCAGAACUUUGUGUCUGAAAUUAAGCUCUGUGCUGCAUCAAUUGAGGCACUUGCGCCAGAAUCACAGAUGAAUGGUGACCUUUUAAAGAGUGGAGGAACAUUUUCAUAUACAGCCAAUGGACAACUUGAAGGAGCAACUCAGCAUUUCCAGAAAACAAUCAUGACCUCUGUUAAAGGUAUUUACAAAAGUAUGCAUGACAAAGUUAAACAGUUCUAUUCUCAGUAUGAAUCCGAUCAGAAUAAAACAGCAUCAGUUCAACAAGACUAUUCUUCAGAACAAGAGGAACAUGCAGAGGAAUUGACAUCUUCUGGUUAUGAAAGGGUUGACAACAGUACAAAAGAAAUUAUCAGACAGCUCUCCUGUUUGGUUAAAACAGCAAUAUCAUCUGAAGGAAACUUAACCAACCCUGCUUGUGUAAAGUCUUAUGCUUCACUCAAAUCCAGUACAUUUGUGGAUGAUGUGAUAUCUGAACUCAAGAACAUGUCUGCUUCUGCCGAUGUCACAUCCCUGGACAUGUUAACAGCAGAUCUUCAUGACUCCGUUUCUUUAAUUGAGAAACUUUCCAACACAGAAUUUCAGGCAAAAGCAUCUCGCCAAGUGAACGAAGUCUUGCUUAAGUCUGUGAUAAGCCACUCAUCACUUGAGGAUUCAGAGCUGUGUGGUAAUGCAACAGGUGACUCAGAUUGCAUCGAUGUCCGCAGUUUCCUCCCAUCGGUUUCUCAAUCACAGUCCAUUGCCUAUGAUUUAGUUGGAGAGGUCAUUGAGGAGACCGUCGAAUGUCUCAUCAGCUCAGGAUUCUACUCUCUCACCCAAUCAACAGCCAGUGACAUAGUCGAGAAUGUUACAGGGGCCAUGAAGGACCUUCUGGAGGUCAAAUUGGCUGCCAAAGCUUUGCAGCACACCAAGGGGGACGAUGCAGGAGCUAUCAGCGCCCGUCUCAUGGUCAACAGGAUGUGCUUGACCGCUAACAAUAUUUUCACAAACAUCAAGAAAAGGGCAGCAAAAUGUUUGCAUACGUUUGUCUACAAAGACAAGAGAGAGGCAUCCACCAGGAAAGCCAUCAGUCAAGUGCUUGCUUCCAUCCAAGAUGGGCUUCCUGACACCGAGGGGGCAGAAAACUCAGAGCAAAUCAAACUGAUUCAUGACCUUCUCUCCACCAUGAUUGAUGAAAUUGAGAGUACGGGCACAUCAGACAUCUCUGGGCCACCUCAUCUGGAGAGGGACAGAACUGCAGACUUUAUCAGUGAAGAUACAACCACAGUAAUGGAAAAUCUCCUUUCAAACAGAAGAGUAAGAUCUAGAAGGUUCCUCUCUGAAACAACAGUGAGAGAAUACACCCAUGACCUUUCCCAUCAAAUCUAUCAGAUUCUCAGAAAUAGUUAUGAUCCCUCAAUCUUGUUCAUGCCUGCUGGAAAGAGUGCUUCAGACUCCUUCCUCUCUGUGGUACCAUGCAGAGAGGAAGAAAAGCAUGAGACUCCCUUUGACCUCAUAUACAGUUGUGUGGAAGAGUCAGUGAAGCGUCUCAUACUUUCAUGCUUCUUCCCUUUAACAUCAAGGGAGAAUCAGGACAGGGUUUUGCGACAUGCUUUUGACCUGGUGUCCAGCGGCAGUUCAUGCAACUCCCCUCUGUCGCAAUUGACACAGCAUGACAUGGAGGCCUCCAAGUCAUCGCCCAAGCUGUUCAGAAGCACCAUCAAUGUUCUCACCCAAGUACUGGCCAAAGAAGUCAUGGAGAGGCUAUCUGUAGAUGUAAGUACAACAUCACCUGUUGAAAGUGAUAAUGACAAAAAGACCUUCAGUCAGUUGUCUGCAAGAGAACAUCAGCAACCACCAAAGGUAGAGCAGAUGGAUGAAUCAAGACCACCGAUUUCUGAGUCAUCCUCUAGAACCUCUCUGUCAGUCUCUGACAUGGCAGUUGUUGAAACUGUGUAUGCCAUAGAGGAAGAUAAGGUGAUGUAUUCUAGUGAGGCUUCUUGUUUUGCCACUAGUCCGCCUGCUGUUAUGGACAGCUUGUCUCCUUGUGCCCCUGAAACUCAUGGUGAACAAGUGCAAAUUAAGCAUGAAGAAGUGCCAUUGGUAGUGAAGGGUGUUGGACUUGCAAUCUCACCACCUUCCUCCGAGUUGCCUGAGACAGAAGAGGCCAACAACAAUGAUUACGCCUGCUUUAUCUCCAUGCUAGUCAUACGACUUCUGAGGAGAACAAUUAGCUCACACCACGCUAAAUGGGCUGAGCAGGAGGGUCUCCAUGACAAUGUGCAUGAUAUGUCCCGUGAGCUUAUUGACAAGAUCCUACCCGAGCUCUUCUUGGCCUCUGGAAUGGUCAAAUGCCAGAGCUACCCUGAGGACAUGAAGAUUUUCCGGAUUUACCAGAACUUGUACCAGAACCUCGUCCAGGAGUAUGGGUCUUCCCAAGGACUCAAGUCGGCUGUAGAGGCUCAGGAGUCAUCAUUUGACACGUCACUGAUAAAAUUACUGGCAAAGGAGAUCCAUGCAGCUCCUUCCACUGGAAAUGGUCCUGAGGUAAAUACUGAGAAUGGAACUAAGGCCAGAAGAUUCCAGCUGAGUUCAAGAUUCCAGACCCCAUUCCAAACCUCAAGAUUCCAGCUGAGUUCCAGAUUGCAGACCCCAUUAAAGUUCCCAAAAAUCCCAAUCAACAUGGAGCAAUUAAGGGCAUUACACCUACCCUCUAUGAAGAAGAAGCAGAACAGUGAUGUGGUUACAACUGAUUCAAACACUGCUCCUGCCACUGGCACAUUUACCAGCAAACUCCAGGGGAUGCGGGAAGGCCUUAAACCGUUGGGAAGCUGUCCCUUUAGGAUGCCAAAAGUUCUAUGGCCUACUUUAAAGUUACCAAGGAAGUACAAUGAGAUUGCCCCAUGUUUGAAUCUGGAGAGAUCUGAAGAUGUCAUUGAAGCUGAUAAAAAUAUAGCCUCCAGCUAGACUCUAAUGAACUCGGUGGUGUCUGCAGUGACUGAGGUAGUAUCUGAACCGACUCUACUGCCUGACAGGAUAUUCUCAGAAAUGGUUCUUUUUCAACAAGCUUUCCAGUCCUUUGACAGCUAAAUAACAUUCCAUUAACUUUAAUCAAUCCUUUUACCUGACCGAUCAUUAAACUCUCUAAUGAAUGAA